Molecule: messenger RNA, 1122 nt
Organism: Symbiodinium natans
Lineage: Eukaryota; Dinophyceae; Suessiales; Symbiodiniaceae
Source: the annotation of a GenBank genome assembly
AUGGCAGAUGACCGCCCACGGCUGCGGCUGAGGAGGAAAUCAGCACCUGGCCGAAAUGAUCCUGGAAUGCUGCCUAUCGCGAACAUACUAGAUUUGCCAGUGAGUUUGCUUCGCAGCAUCCUGGAAGCAAGCUCACUGGCUGAGCUGGCUGCAUAUCAGCUGGUGAACAGGCAAUGUCAGCAGACUUUGCGAAGCAUCACGCGGGAGGCCACAGUGCCCUUCAACGUGUUCUUGUUGAUUGACAAUGCUUCUGCUGGGCUGGAGGUAUGCGAACUGUGCGCCUUUCGAUCACAGUCUUGGAGCCCAACGAGACCAUUCACGAUCUCGGUAAAGCUACCAAGCUCGGAGCUGGACGUAUGGAUGGAUCGAUUGACGCAGCUUUGUCCAUGCCGUGUUCUGGGGGUGCCCCGAUUUGAGCUGACAGGAGUGGCAGGAGUGUCGGAGCUGUCCGAAUUGAAAUUCCUUGGAGCCCAGCUGGGGCAGGUCAAGCACGUGCGCUUGGAGUCCCUUGAGGAGGAAGAUGUUACCAGGUUCGCUUCUCUUCUGCCAAGCAUGCCCCUCGAAUCGCUGCAGAUAAAGGACUUUGCAAUCGACAGGCCGACACCCAGCACUCUUUCGCCAAUUCUGGGAGUGCUGCCUGCCACUUGCGUGCAACUCGACCUCUGCUACGUCCUUCCUGCGCUGCCAGCGUUGGCCAUGCUGCCAGCCACCGUGCAAAGGAUCGGGACUCUUGUGGUGAUGGAUGAAAUCUUCUACUACUCUCGCAAGGUAGGGAUGAGCUUAUCGCUAUUUGCCCAACGGUUGCCCACCGUCGCCACCAUCACAGAAGUCAAGCUGGUUCUUGGACCUGGCCACUAUGAGGAGCCAUCGUGGCCGGUGGAUGGGGCACACAUCUUUGUGACGGCCUUGCGUGCAAAGCUCCCGAAUCUGGAGCGCAUUCGCAUGAAGGUGCAUGCAGAAUCUGUUGCUGCGCCGCCACUGGUACCAAUUCUUCUGGCAUUGCACGCUAGUGGAAUUGACACGCAGCUCUACCUCGAGGCCCAGCCACCAUUGAGGGACGUGCUUUGCAGCCACGCCAACAUGAAAUGCACGAACAAGGUGACCUUCUUGGAGGCUUUCUAG